Molecule: messenger RNA, 699 nt
Organism: Mixia osmundae IAM 14324
Lineage: Eukaryota; Fungi; Basidiomycota; Mixiomycetes; Mixiales; Mixiaceae
Exons: 2
Coding region: 1-699 (232 amino acids)
Biological process (GO): NADH dehydrogenase complex assembly
Source: RefSeq, a predicted model, not a curated record
AUGUUAACGAGCUCCAAGGUCAUCUUUGGAGCGCCUUGGAGCGCACGAGGAUGGUCAGCAGUUGACGACAGAGUGCGCGGGGGUUCGAGCAUCUCUCACCUUGAUCCGAUCGAUGAUGGCCGGCGAGCGCGCUUCUGGGGAACCUUGGACACAAAGACACUCGGAGGAGCUGGCUUCGCGUCUCAGUCCUACCUUGGCCGGCUCAGACUUGCCAGGUCUUCUUAUGCCGGUUUGGAAGUCCGAUAUGCGGCCUCCACGGCCAAAGAGGGUCAACCGACUCGAUUUGUGAUCACGCUCAAGCAAACCGAGCCGGAGAAGCGAUCUGAUGGUAGGAUAGAGUCUCGAACGAGCUACGAGUAUCGCUUCGAUGCGGCUUCGACGAGCUCGAGCACAGUCACCAAGCUCGCAUUGUGGAGUGACUUUGAGCCGACUUACCGCGGCCGAGCCCAGCCUGAUGCACCUGCACUCGAUCCGGCGCAGAUCAGAGAGCUCUCUGUCAUGUGCCGAAGUGACUUUGCCCGUCAAGAGGGCGACUUUGAGCUCUUUCUCAUCAGCAUCAGCGCGGUGAGCGAUAGAGCAAACUCAGACUCAGAGAAGGCAGCCAGUUCCGGAUGGACAACGAGACUGUGGGUUUGGCUUCGUGCGUGGUACGACUACCUUCUGGUGCGGCGACCGCGAGAUGGUCAUGUGAAGCUCUAG